Messenger RNA from Branchiostoma belcheri (Belcher's lancelet), 1522 nucleotides. RefSeq names its product copper chaperone for superoxide dismutase-like. The record is from RefSeq and is a predicted model, not a curated record. Gene Ontology annotation, biological process: removal of superoxide radicals. Gene Ontology annotation, molecular function: copper ion binding. NCBI's taxonomy places the organism in Eukaryota, Metazoa, Chordata, Leptocardii, Amphioxiformes, Branchiostomatidae. The transcript has 8 exons. Bases 100 to 888 code for a protein of 262 amino acids.
UCGAUAUUCUUCAGUACUACAGGGAGAACUGCGUUGACCAUUGUGCAGAACUGUUGUAGUGUUGGAGUGGAUCUCCCUCCUGGAGAUUAUUUACGGAGGAUGGCGACUCCUACAAAGAUGGAGUUUGGUGUCCAGAUGUCAUGUCAGAGUUGUGCCAGUGCUGUAGAAAAUGCCCUCAAGGGUGUAGAAGGUGUGCACUCCUUCAGUAUAGACCUGUCUACAGAACAGGUCGUCGUGGAAACGACCCUUCCCUCAGCAAAGGUCCAGGAACUAUUGGAGUCCACGGGCAGGAGGGCAGUGGUCAAGGGCAUGGGGCAAGCCCACCUGGGUGCUGCAGUGUCCCAGAUGUCCGGCUUUGGUAAGAGUGGUGUCCAGGGGGUGGUCAGGUUUGUCCAGCUGACGGAGAAGAUGGUGGCGAUCGAGGGGACGAUCGACGGGCUGACCCCCGGGCUCCACGGCCUGGCUGUCCACGAGCUGGGGGACUUGUCUCAAGGCUGCGACAGCUGUGGAGACCACUUCAACCCCACCAACUCCUGCCAUGGAGGCCCUGGGGACCAGGAAAGGCAUGUUGGAGACCUAGGUAAUGUCCUGGCCGAUGAGAGAGGAAGAGCGGAAUUUAGAAUGGAAGAUGAAAGAAUUAAGGUGUGGGAUGUGAUUGGUCGUUCCCUGGUAGUGCAUUUUGGGAAGGAUGACCUUGGCAAGGGCAGUGCUGCCUCCUCCAAGCAAGAUGGCAAUGCAGGCCCAGGACUUGCGUGCGGUAUUGUGGCUCGUUCAGCCGGCCUGUUCCAGAACCCCAAGAAGAUCUGCACCUGUGACGGAGUCAGCAUCUGGGAUGAGCGGGAUGUACCAUUAGCAGGGCCAGGGAGGAGACAGCAGUGUUCGCUCUGAAGCCAAAAAAUUUGAACAGCUCACAUUUACCUAGGAGUAGUCAUAUGCCUGUUGCUAGCCUGACUACAUCACGCUUCUAACGCUGCCCUUGCACUGGGCCAGUCAGCCCCUGAUAGGGAGAGAUUAUAAUACAGGCUAGCCUGUUGCUAACUGAUAAUCUUCAAAGAUCAGAAAACCGUCACUACCUUCUGUAUCACUGAACUGGAUUGCAUCCCUUUCAAUCACAGGUUUUGCUUCCUAUAUGGUAUAUUUGACACAUGUAAGACUGCAGAAAAUUGCUACUGAAUGAGAUGAAAAUGACAAAACUUCUGAACAGUUCAGUUUGUGUAUUUUAAUCAUAUGGAAAAAGAAAGAUUGUAGCUAGCUGACAUUUGAAUUGAGGUCUGAAUCAGUACCUAUAGUAGCAUUACAUGGGGCAACAAUAUUACUGUCUUCAUUUUUAAUCAUUAUACAUGUAUUACACUGAAGAUAAUUACACAUUGGAAUAUUUGUAAUGUACAUAUGUGAAAAUGUUUUGAUUGUACCUGUCUAAAUUGUCAACAGUUUGAUUACCUAGUAAGUCGAUUACCUAGUAAGUCUGUUAUACUUCCAUGGCAAUAAAGAUUAUCAACCCUGAUGCCUGAUACAAACACAA